AUGAGUUCCUACUUCGUCAACUCAACUUUUCCCGUGUCUUUAGCCGGGGGACAAGAGUCCUUUCUGGGUCAGAUACCAUUAUAUUCCUCUGGAUAUACCGAGACUUUGAGACAAUAUCCAAGCACCACUUUCGGAGCAAACAAUGUCCAGGAGAAGGUGUACGCCAGCUCGUACUACCCACAAGCUGGUGGAGUGUUCGGGAGAAGCAGUUCAGCCUCUGCAUGUGAUUACGCUGCGUCCAGUUUAUACAGGGAGACUGAGCGCUCAUCGUGUCCGCUCGGAGGGCUGGAGGAGUCGUUGGCUCUUACACAGGAUCACAGCAAGACAGAGAGUUCAGAGCACAUUUCAGACACAUACACCUACAGCGAGAACAAGCCAUGUACUCCAGUUUAUCCGUGGAUGCAAAGGAUGAACUCGUGCAACGGUAAGAGUAUUCCAGGCAGCACUGGCCGCAGGGGUCGUCAGACUUACACUCGAUUUCAGACGCUUGAGUUGGAAAAAGAGUUUCACUUCAAUAGAUACCUGACUAGAAGACGCAGGAUUGAAAUCUCACAUGCUCUGUGUCUAACAGAGCGACAGAUAAAGAUCUGGUUUCAGAAUCGAAGAAUGAAGUGGAAGAAGGAGAAUAAAGUAAUAAACUCUGCAAAGACCAGCGAAGAGGAGGACGGUGGCAAGGCGGAAUAAACGCCUUAGAUAUGCACUGUACUGUAUAUAUUGACCAAGGUUAAAACUUUACUCACAAUGCGUAACCUAUAGCAUUUUCCUGUAAAUAUUAAAAUGUACCCAAACAAAACAGCUACCUAAUUAAGGCUUUGUUUAAGUGCGAAAGCUGGAAACAAAAAUAUUCGCCCACUGUGUGACAUCCGCCAAGCUCGUUUUAUUGUUUGGUAGAAAACGUGGAUAAAUAACCCGCACUGUUUUUUUUUUAAUUCUACAGCAUAAAGCCUAAAGCUGGUGAGCAGUUAAGCAUACGGUGAUAUGUCUUAUUGACUGUCAUAUUUGAUAUUUGUGUGGUCAAAUGCUCUU
Molecule: messenger RNA, 1026 nt
Organism: Trichomycterus rosablanca
Lineage: Eukaryota; Metazoa; Chordata; Actinopteri; Siluriformes; Trichomycteridae
Gene: hoxb6b
Product: homeobox B6b
Exons: 2
Coding region: 1-684 (227 amino acids)
Biological process (GO): anterior/posterior pattern specification; regulation of transcription by RNA polymerase II
Cellular component (GO): nucleus
Molecular function (GO): DNA-binding transcription factor activity, RNA polymerase II-specific; RNA polymerase II cis-regulatory region sequence-specific DNA binding
Source: RefSeq, a predicted model, not a curated record